GAUCACGCACCGGAUUUUUGUCAGAAGAAAGGUAUCACUGCAGCAAUGGCUGUCGCGAAACACGUUAGAGAUGGCUCUGAACAAGCCGUAAGGGAUAUGGCGAAUCAGAUGCUCAAAAAGUGGACGUUGGACAAUCAAUGCCAGAAGUCAGUGGUUAUCGUCGUUGCAGUCGACGACAGAAAAUUCUGGGUUGCACGAGACCCAAAAGUACCCGUUUACGCGGCCGAGUUCAAUCAAAUAUUUGCUGAUCAAGUACGACUGUGUUCAUUUCGUUGA
This is a messenger RNA of Anisakis simplex (herring worm), 276 nucleotides long. Lineage: Eukaryota; Metazoa; Nematoda; Chromadorea; Rhabditida; Anisakidae. The record is from the annotation of a GenBank genome assembly.